Molecule: messenger RNA, 1771 nt
Organism: Aspergillus uvarum CBS 121591
Lineage: Eukaryota; Fungi; Ascomycota; Eurotiomycetes; Eurotiales; Aspergillaceae
Exons: 1
Coding region: 304-1656 (450 amino acids)
Source: RefSeq, a predicted model, not a curated record
AUCUUCUUCUCUUUUGGUUGCUUCCUCUGUCUUGGAAGUACCCUUCGUCUUUCCCUGAUCAUCUGCCAAAUCUACCCAGCCUAGAACGACACCAUAGCGGUCUUCAGUAUCAUGAGAGAAGUCUUGAGCGGGUUAUGAUCUAUUGAGUCGCGACCAGUAACUGCCCCUUUCUGUUCCCAGCAAUUGUUCGGGUGGCCUUGCUACCUCCUUCGGGCUAUAGCCUUGAUCGUGUGGAAAUCAUCACACACGCACACACAACUCUCAGUCUCGAUCUUUUGUCCGUGCAGACCCAAUUUCGAUCUCAUGUUGCUGAGCAUCUUCAGGACUUCUCUGGCCCAUAUUCUGGGAGGCUUCACCCUUUUAUCAACGUUCAUCGCCACUGUCUUGGAUGGUAUCUGCUACAGUUUCUCCAAAUCUUUAUCAUCGCACAUUGCCUCGGUCGAAUCAGCGAUUGUGAGCUUGAGUGCAAUCGACUGUGCAGUGAUCACUGCCUUGUUAUUUCUUUGGGUCAAGGAUGUCCGAGCAGAAGUGAGGGCGCAGUGGAGGGGUCACCCGGCUAUCCUCUACGGUCUGAUCGCCGUCUACCUCUCUAUUGCCACCGGUAUCACGGCAGGAGGAAUCGCCUGGAGUGCAGUCCAGUCCAUGACAGGGAAAACAACUAUGACUCACAAGCACCAGACCCUCAUGCUAGCCCGCUGUAUCAUCUGGGCUAUCUCCGUUUUGAGCCAAGGAAUCCUGGGUGGCUAUCUCCUAACCUCACUGACAAAACGUGAAGCUGGUGGUCGAUGGUCAAGGUCCCUUUCUCAGGAGCUUGAGAUUCUUCCCGACCGAGCCAGUGUUGGGGACAAGGAUGACGUGGUGAAGUCUCCGUCAAUCAUCCUUGAGUCCCCACGGCCUUCCACUGAGGUGAAAAGAAGCUGCGACAUUGUGCCGGAGCUUCAGCCUUCUGCUUCCCGCACAGAUUCACAGAAUUCGAAUCGUUAUUCCGGUCGGACGCUGUACCAACAGGACUCCAAGCAGAGCUCUUUCGACUUGCAGCGAACUCAUAUGGCGGUUACUGAGACUACGGUGACUCGUUCCCGAACAGAUGACCAGCCUGGUAACCCGACUGUCAACCCUUCUAGCAUGGAAGAACGGAGCGACCCCCCUAAGAUCCGACGAAGCUACUCCGGGGCCAAAAGAUCUUUCGAAGGCUUAAUCCGUCAGUCCUCGUCAACUCGAUCGUCGCCUGCCACAUCUUCCACGCAUUUAGCAGCUCCUGCGACUCCUGGUCGGCCUAUUCCUCCGAAGCUGAAGCUCACCGACGAAAGCUUUAUCCAUCCAUUGUUCCGGUCGGAUAGUGCAUCGCCUCCCCCAACUCCGAUGCCAGGAACCACUGUAAUCGCCUCACCGGCCGCUGGGCAGACCAUCUCGGUGCAGACUUUGAAUCGAGUGAGAUCGACCCGGUCUCUCCGGUCCCACGUACCCCGAAGUCGGUCACCUUUAUUUGAGCAAGUGGACCAGCCGCUUGUCGAGCUGGAGCGGAAGUCUGAGUCUUUAGAACGCAGUGGUCGGGAGUCUCCCAUGCCCAGCUUCAUCAUGGCAGCGGAUGUGCGAAGCAGUAUCACCCGGUACGAGAAAAGAUAUGACUUGAAUGAAUCUCCUGACGAGAGCUAGUCAGGCGCGUUCCUGAAGGUCACAAGGAAUUAGGAUCUGGGUCUGGAUGCCUUUCACUUGGUGUUAUCAUUGUUCUCUUUUGUUAGAUAUCCUAAAUAUAGCGUUUGAUGUACUU